Molecule: messenger RNA, 706 nt
Organism: Fopius arisanus
Lineage: Eukaryota; Metazoa; Arthropoda; Insecta; Hymenoptera; Braconidae
Product: glutamate receptor 4-like
Exons: 4
Coding region: 11-682 (223 amino acids)
Source: RefSeq, a predicted model, not a curated record
UGAGACGCCCAUGAGACUGUUAUACAUUUCCAUAUGCAUGUCAGCAUUGAUGAUAUCUUUCACAUACUCUGCCUCAUUGACUAGCGUCCUCGCUGUUUCGAAAUUACCAUUCAAUUCAUUGAAACAAUUUGCUCAAGCUGGUACCUAUGGAUUGAUAGCUGUAGAUGAUAGUGAAGAAUAUGAUUUACUGAAGUUUUCGGAGGAUCCGGUCCUACAACAAAUGUCAAAAUUACUGAUACCUAAGGCACUGUUGCCUUGGAGUUACGUGGAAGGAUUUCAUCAGAUCUGCGAGGAACAAGUAGCUUUCUACGCUCACUAUGCGACCUCGAUGAGAUACCCAGAACGCGAGAUGCCCUGUGAAAUGCAUUCAAUUAAAACAGGAUAUGUUCAAUUAUCAGGAAUUAUCACGCCACGUGGAAGUGAAUUUACACAUGCUAUCAACUACUACCUUCAGCGAUUUAAACAAAAUGGGAUACUGCAGAGAUUGGAAAAUAUAUACAUUGUGGUCGAGUAUACGCCAGAACCAGUUCUUUUGUCGGCGAAUUUACGAGGAGUUGCACCGAUAUUGAUUAUUCUGAUCAGUGGAGUGAUCGUUGCGUCUCUUAUUUUUACCGUUGAAUGGAUUUUUUAUUAUUUUAGAUACAUUAGAUACAAAUCACGACAAACGCCAUUCACACUUUGAAAUAACAACGAAAGCAUGUAUUCA